AUGCAUUUUUCCAUUCCGGACACCACUGAAAUCUCCGCUAAGAACAGCAGCAAUCAACAAGCCUACACAUUGUUUAACAUCCAUAUCAAUGGCAUUCAUUUUUGUAGUGUACGGUAUUCGCAAUUGCGUACAUUCAACGAUGAGCUUCAACGUUUGUUUUCGAGCACAAUGGCAAGUAUUGACCCAUUUCCUCCAAAGAAAUUCUUCGCUUUAUCGGCAAGAGAAACUGAAGAGCGACGGUCAUCACUUGAACAUUACCUUCAAUCGGUUGUUCAAAACCGAUUCAUCAUCACAUCAUCCUACUUCAAAGAAUUCUUUUCCAAUGCUCAGAAUGAGACGUUCGCCAGUGACUCCAGCGAUGCAAAUGAAAAUCUGAACUUGACUAUAUGCCUGUUGAAUAAUCAUGAGAUUAUCAUCGAGAAUGUUUCGGCCACUGUUACUACAUCGCGUUUACUAGAUGCUUGUGGAAAGAAAAUACAAAUCCAACAAGAUUUCUUAACUUAUUUCGCUUUAUACUUCUACGAUGUGAAAGAUAAUCAAUUGACUAUUAUUCGGCCAUUGUAUGAAUUCGAGUCACCAUAUCUAUCAUUGAAACAAUUGAAGAAGACGCAGCAACAAGCAUGUAUUGUUUUGAAAAAAUCGUACUGGGAUUCGGAAUUCGAUAUGAAAUUAAUCGAUGAUCGUCGGGCGCGCAAUCUUCUCUAUGUUCAAGCUCAAUAUGAAAUGGAACAAAGUCAAGAUUUAUAUCCAAGUGAUAUCUAUCGACAAUUAGAUAUUCUUCGUGAGAAUAAUUCUUUCAAAGAUUAUAUUUUAUUGGCACGAACGUCGAAAUUCUAUGGUCAUGUCAUCUUAAAACAAUGUUCCAUACUUUAUCCAAUCACGGAUCCUACUAAACAAAAGCUUUGCCAAUGCUUAUUGAGCAUUGGAAAUAACGAAUUGAUUUGCUGUGUGAAAACCGACGGGAAAAAGAAAUCAAAAGAAAUUGCAUUUAAAGUUACACGUAUUCGUUGUUGGAAAGUAAACUGGACGAAGUCAGAGAUUAAUCUUACCUUCGAAUAUUUGAUUAAAAAAGAUCAUUUACAGUGGAUUACGAUUCAUACUGAACAAGCAGCUUUAGUAAGCAACUGCUUGCAGAGCAUGGUCGAUGAAAUCUUAGCGAAACGCGCAGGUGCAACCAGUCCGUCAUCCACAGCAACAACAAAUGAAACGACAGCGACAAGUUCAGAGAAGAAUAAUGCAUCAAAAGUCGGAAACGGAUUAAUGAUUCGAACGGAAUCUAAUUGGAAACAAUUUGGCAAUGAUGAAAUGCUGGAUGAAGAUAAUGAUGAUGAUUUAUAA
Adineta ricciae is the source of this 1338-nucleotide messenger RNA. Lineage: Eukaryota; Metazoa; Rotifera; Eurotatoria; Adinetida; Adinetidae. The record is from the annotation of a GenBank genome assembly.